Penicillium expansum is the source of this 1479-nucleotide messenger RNA. Its product is annotated as fungal specific transcription factor domain-containing protein. Gene Ontology annotation, molecular function: zinc ion binding; DNA binding. Bases 1 to 1479 code for a protein of 492 amino acids. The record is from RefSeq and is a predicted model, not a curated record. Gene Ontology annotation, biological process: DNA-templated transcription. The transcript is spliced from 4 exons. NCBI's taxonomy places the organism in Eukaryota, Fungi, Ascomycota, Eurotiomycetes, Eurotiales, Aspergillaceae.
AUGUACGAUGAAUCGCCAAUCAGCACCCAGAGCAUCUCUGGCCUGUUGGCCAUGUCGGAACCAGCAUCUCAAAUGCGACGCCGCACUCCCUUGCCACUCGCCUCAGUCAUCGAAGUCGAGAAUAUCAUGGGUGUGGACAACACCCUGUUGGACCUAUACUACGAAUACUUCCAUCGCGGCCAUCCAUUUGUUCUACCGAGGCCCAAUCUUCAGGCGAAGCUAGCGUCAGAAUGGCCCAGCCUACGGGCGCUGCUCGCCGUCAUGCAAUACAUUGGUUCAUCUUACGGGGAGUCUUUCUCGCCAAGAGAGAACAUGCCAGACGAUCAAACUAUUGAUGUGGUGGAUGGAUUCGUUGUUCAAACGACACUGUUGAUGGCGCUGAUCAAGAGCAUGUGUGCUGAACGGGCUGCCUCCGAAGCACUUCUAGCUAAAGCAAUCGAGCAAGCUAGGUUGAUCGGCAUGAACGCCAAAUCUUUCGCCAAUGCGGCUGCUGAGAACGACCCUGUCCUCGCCGAGAGCUGGAGGCGGACAUGGUGGAUGCUCUAUUUGUCCGACCAGAACUUUUCUGUUAUUCGCUACGACUUCAUUACGUCGAUCCAUGAUACAGACCACGAUGUCGACCUACCUUGUGAUGACCUCAACUACUGCUCCACGGAUAUACCUCGGACGAUGCUCUCCUCCAACGAUUACCGAAACCGAGAGUACGCCCUAGACACCAUACACUUCUCAUCAUUUGCCUAUCUUAUCGACGCAACGCGCAUUUUUGUCUCCUCAUUGAGAGAGGCAACUCAAUACGAAAACCCGCACAAGGCGGAACUCCUCUGUAGCGAUUUGGAGGCUUCGAUAGUUGGUUGGUUUGUCAUGCUUCCGCCUGACAAAUGGCAGCUUGCCGUACAGCCUGUUUUCCUCGAUCAGCUGAUCUUUCAAGCUCACAUGAUGAUGUAUACAGCUCUGGUGUAUAUACAUCGGCCGUUGUCGAGCCUUCAACAUGAUCCCGCCGAAGACUUGUCAAGCUGUGGCACACCCCCGCCCCCUCUAGUCUCCAGGACGAUAACCACGGGCACACUCAGUCAUAAAACCCACUCAGACAAGCUAUUUCAAGCAGUCCGUAAUCAAAACCAGUGCUUGACCAUCCUGCCUCUAGGUGCCGCCCAGCUUUCGCCCUUUCUUAUUUGUAUGAUAGCGUGCUGCACGAUUGCCUACCUGGUCGCUUGCAAGUCGGGAUUCACACCAGAUGAGGUCGAGGUGGCGCGGUCGCGCAUACGAGUCUGCCUGGGCACGCUCAAGCACUACGAAGAUAUCUGGCCCAGAGCCAAGAAUAUCCUGCAUGAGCUGCGAGUUAUCGCCAAUGCUCUUAUGCGAGAGGAUUCUGUUUCUCUACCACCAAGUACCGGAUUUGAUCUCCUCGCUGAACAGGAUACUAUGGCUGGUGAUUUAUUUGGCGGAGAGUGGUUUAAUGCAUUAGGAACCAUGACGUGA